GAGGGACUGAAGGGUGAUGGUUAAGUAAAGUUCCCUCUUCUACUUCCUCCCUCUCAGUAACCUGCCGCUCACUGCCAAACAAGGGCUAAUACUCAAAUUUGCCUGUCUCUCCCCUCGCUGUUUGACUUGACCUGAUCUUUCUUUUGCCCCGGAGCGCUGUCCUCUGCCACAGGUCUGGAGACAUGCAAGCCAUCAAGUGUGUCGUGGUGGGAGACGGAGCUGUGGGGAAAACCUGUCUCCUUAUCAGUUACACCACCAAUGCCUUCCCAGGAGAAUACAUCCCCACCGUGUUCGAUAACUAUUCUGCCAACGUGAUGGUUGACAGCAAGCCUGUAAAUCUGGGGCUCUGGGAUACUGCUGGACAAGAGGAUUAUGACAGGCUGAGGCCACUCUCUUACCCGCAGACGGAUGUCUUCCUGAUCUGCUUCUCCCUUGUCAGCCCAGCAUCUUAUGAAAACGUCCGUGCUAAGUGGUUUCCUGAGGUGCGGCACCAUUGCCCUAGCACUCCCAUCAUUCUUGUGGGCACAAAGCUGGAUCUUCGUGAUGAUAAGGACACCAUUGAGAAGCUGAAGGAGAAGAAGCUAUCCCCUAUUACAUAUCCUCAGGGCCUUGCUCUGGCCAAGGAAAUUGACUCUGUGAAAUACCUUGAAUGCUCGGCUUUGACGCAGCGCGGCCUCAAGACGGUGUUUGACGAGGCCAUCCGAGCAGUCCUCUGUCCGCAGCCCACCCGGACAAAGAAACGUGCGUGCAGCCUCCUCUAAGCAAAUCCUGGCCCCGUCCUGAUGCCAGGCUCUGCACAGCACGCAGGAGAAUGAGCGAUAUCUCCAGCAUCCUCCCGGAGUUCAGUACCCUGUGGCGGUCACUGCGCUUUUUACUUCUUCUGGCUUGAAAGACUGUUGUGGGUCUGUAGCACUGGUUUGUCCAUUUGCACAACUUCCCCACACUCACCUCAACGCAGCUGCCUCUUCCCUUCCUCACCGGCUCCCAAGGUUACAACAUAGUGAAUAAGACGCAAUAAACAGACUGUUCAUUCUU
Apaloderma vittatum (bar-tailed trogon) is the source of this 1035-nucleotide messenger RNA. RefSeq names its product ras-related C3 botulinum toxin substrate 2 (rho family, small GTP binding protein Rac2) (gene RAC2). The record is from RefSeq and is a predicted model, not a curated record. Lineage: Eukaryota; Metazoa; Chordata; Aves; Trogoniformes; Trogonidae. The coding region runs from base 183 to 761 and encodes 192 amino acids. Gene Ontology annotation, biological process: small GTPase-mediated signal transduction. Gene Ontology annotation, molecular function: GTP binding; GTPase activity. The transcript has 7 exons.